Pomacea canaliculata is the source of this 3658-nucleotide messenger RNA. RefSeq names its product neurotrypsin-like. The coding region runs from base 1 to 1437 and encodes 478 amino acids. Gene Ontology annotation, cellular component: membrane. NCBI's taxonomy places the organism in Eukaryota, Metazoa, Mollusca, Gastropoda, Architaenioglossa, Ampullariidae. The record is from RefSeq and is a predicted model, not a curated record. The transcript is spliced from 7 exons.
AUGUGUGUUUUCAAUUUCUAUAUAUUCUUGUUCUCGUUUCUUAUCUCGGACAGCACAACAGCAGUAGUCGUGGGGUCAGCCAAGUACGGAGCAGGCUCUGGUCCUAUUCUGUUCAGUGACGUGAGGUGUGUGGGGAACGAAACCAGCCUGGCGCAGUGUAGACACUGGGGGCUCUACAGACAUGACUGUGGACACUGGGAGGAUGUCGGCGUCAUGUGUAACAUUACCACACCGAUGACAGCCCGGUUACAUGGCGGCACGUCUACGGCAGGACGUCUAGAAAUAUCGGUCAACGGAGAAUGGACGACAGUGUGUGAGGAUGGAUUUGAACAGAGCGAAGUAAAAGUCGCUUUAAGGAUGCUGGGACUCAACAGCACUGGGCAAGCAGCUGUGAAGUAUCCUCUAUUAAACGAUGGCUCACGAUUUCAAUUUGGGUAUAUAAAGUGUCAAGGAAUGGAAACAGAUCUUCAACAAUGCGAUAUAGGACAACUUAACAAAAGCAGCUGCCUGGAUGUCGGUAUCAUUUAUGACUUCAAAAGCUUUAGUCUGCGACUGACAGGACCUCGCCGUACAGACAGUAACAUGGGGCGUGUAGAAGUGGAGAUUGGAAGUAAACAAUUUAGUACAGUGUGUGUAAACAACGAGAAAACCGCCGCAGUCAUCUGCAGACAACUCAAUUUAACCUCAAAUGGUGCAGCACUGGUAGACGGCUGGGUGUUUGGAGCAAACACAAGCCCUUUACUUGAAGCUGGGUUUUUUUGUGAUGGUAACGAAAACAGUCUGUUUGAGUGUGGCUGGAAUAAAAGUAUGGAUUGUUAUUCUGAUGACGUUGGCGUGGUUUGCAGCAAAGAUUACACACUUUAUAUAGUUUCGGAGACCGAAAAGUACCCUUUUAUGGAGGGAACACAUGGAGUUCUAGUGUGUGUAAAACCACGAAAGUACAUUCCGGUACUUGAAUACACAUGGUCAGGCAAAGGUGAUGGUCCUUCUCCAGGAAAUCGCUUGUUCUACGAACAUGUGACAAGAGAGUACAAUGGGCGUGAAGUAUUUUGUGAAGCCUCUAAUCCUGACGGUGCCUCUGGUCCUGCUGAACGCCUACAGAGUGGACUUUUUGUGUUAAACGUUUACUAUAAGCCGUUGAUUACAAUAACAUGGACUAACAACACCGGGGAACAACAGCCCUUGUCAAGUCUUUCUGAGUUAAACCCUGGACACAACGUGACCCUGUGGUGUGAGGCUGACAGCAACCCUCCCCCCGCGUCCAUCACGUGGUCAGGAAGAGUGAGCAGCACGACUGGGGUGUUACGGAUCCUAGCGGCAGACCACGUGACACACAGCGGUGUGUACACCUGUACCGUCGUCACUCAAACCGUUGAUGAUGACGACAGACUUCCGCUGACCUCAUCUUACCACAUCACCCUCGGUGUUAAAGGUUGACAUUUACCCUCAUUGUCCAGAAGCUAGUGCAAAAAUAUUUUCAAAUAAGUUGUAUAAUAGCAUUACAAACACAUUUUCAUCUGUCUACACAAAUAAGUAAGUGUGUAACACUUUGGCCAUGACACAUGUACACAGCAGUUGCCAAUUGCUUUGCGUUUUGUUGCCGUCAGCAGUGCGACUUUCCGUUUUUCAUUAUUUCUCUAUUGAUGUGACCAACGUCAUUUUACCAUCCGCCAGAAGAAAGACCAGUAACAGGUAAGUGUUUAAAAUUACACCUUCAAAGAGACUUUUAAACUGACAUAUUUAAGUUUUUUUAUUCUUUCUUGAUCCUUAUAGUCUCUUAUACUCCUUUUUACAUGAUAUUUUAACUUGUUUGCAGAUAUGAAUGCGUAUGGCAGUAUCUAAUAAAUGUAAUUAUAUCUGACACACAUUACAUUCACAUUUCCUGCAUUGUUAGGCAAUGUUCUGUCUUGCUAGAGAAAAAUUUGUCCAAAUAGGUUAGAACGUGUGUCUUUAUGACUCUGUGUGUGUUUGUUUCUUAGUAAAAAGAUUUGUAAUUAGUAUUUUGUACGUGUUUCAAAGUAGAUUUUCGUACAGGAAUAGAAAUGGGAAAUAUUAUGUAAAAUUGAUAACAGUAUCCUGUUUCAGCACACCAUCUCUUCCAAAUAUCUCACCGACAAGCAGAAAAGCCGAUGGCGUUCAAGUGUGAGCAACAUAAUGUCAGUCUGGUAUGCCAGAGGUUACAGACAUGACAUUUGGCAUCCCACUAUAUGUCCAGAGCAUGCAGGUGGUCAUCCUGAUGGAAAUCUCCUGAAGUUUGACAAUCUGAUCAGACUACACAAAAUUGAAAAAAUUGGCUUUGUAUUGCCAAUAGAAAUUACAUAUUAACAGAUAGCCAGUUACUGAAUGUUCUAUUUCCUACAUUCCGAAAUAAAUUUAAUAAACUAGUCCCUAAGGACAUCUGUUGCAAAGUAUUCCUAUGUACCCAUUUAUUCAGAAAACGAAUAGCAAAUUUUUCUCUUUAAAUAAAAGACCUAGAAUAUUGCUAGCAGCUCCACAAUCCAUUUCAGGUUUUUACAGAAACUCGUCAAAGACUGGUAUUCAUGGAUGACGGUCUGAAAAGAUCAUCUCAUUUUUAUUUCUCGUAUUAAGAAUCUUUAACCACAAUCUGGACAAGCUCAAAGGCCCAAAACAAUGUCUCUCGUUUUGUUUUCUGAAAACAAAGGCAGAUCAUGGUACACUCUUCUUAUAGACACUAGUUGGCAGGGUAGGACGAUCUGCCCUCUCAAGCUCGCGUUAAUGACACGAUCCUCACAAUGUGCUAUUAUUGUCUUCAGGAUGUUCCUGACAUACCUGUCCAAGUCACUCACGCCUUGCCACCCGAAUCUUGUUGAUCGGCAUCAGAGGUUCAGCAGAAGCUCCUAUGCUUAUCAGGACAGUGUUUGGAAUUAAUCGUCUGUCUAGUGUGAACCUUUGUCUAUAAUGAUAGCCUGUAAUUUUUCUCUCGCCCACUAGCCAGUACAGUUGGUCUAGACGAUAAAUGAGAUGAUUUUAUUAUUUUUUUAUUUGUAAUACUAUUAUUAUGAAAGAAAAUGUUUCAUAUUUUACAAUACAAAAAGUCAAGCUGUUAAUGAGAUUCAAACUCAACCUCACAUCACAGAGCAGGCCACCCAUAUUUCAAUACCACAGCACCAUAUCUAAUAAUUCCACAUAAUCUCCUGACAUGUUUUCAUGAUGAUUAGAAUUUACAUACUACAUACAAAAAGACCACUAUCAAAAAAGGGUGUUGCAAAACUUUAAGACAAAGUUACCACAACGUGUAAAACUCUUCUUGUGCCAUAUAAAGAUCAUAUGACUAGUAUUCCUAUAAUGUGGAUAGUGUUUAUUCUUCCGAGAAAAAAACUGUUCUUUCUUGACUUGUAUCUAUAAUCUCACACACACACACACAAAUAGAAAGCCUGACAAGAAAAAAUCAUUUUGUAAAAAGGGGAAGAAACCUCUCACUUUUACAAGGAUUGUUACCUUUCAUUGUUCUCCUUUAACAUGUAAAUUAAUUUGACUUUUUUAACAUUAUGCAGGAAACUGCCAAUACACAACACUGCUACCCUGUUGUUUUACUUUUCAGCGGACUCGGGCAUGGUGAUAACAUCUGUAAAGGUCUCUCCUACGGGUGAUUGUCUCCCCUGCACUAAUACCUCGAAAUGUUGAAGUUAAUCAUAUA